AUGAGCGGCGAUAUAUUUUCAGGUUAUAGUUCAACUCUGCGUGGAGGUUAUGUCACACAUUAUGAAUAUAUCCAAGUAGGCAAGGGCCGUGAUGUUGGUAUGAAUCAGAUAUCCCUUUUUGAAUCCAAAGUUGCAAAUGGAAAUGGUGAACAGACACUUAGCCGUGAUGUUUACCGACUUGGUCGCCGCUUUGAUUUUUACCGAAUGUUGUCAUUCUACUACACCACAGUUGGUUUCUACUUUAGCAGCAUGGUUACUGUGCUUAUUGUUUAUGCAUUUUUAUAUGGACGUAUAUAUAUGGUUAUGAGUGGGUUGGGAGGGCGAAUAGUAGAAGAUGAAAGUCUUAAUAGCAACAAAGCCCUAGAAGAAGCUUUAGUCAUCCAAUCUGUCUUUCAGCUCGGUUUACUUCUCAUGCUUCCUAUAGUUAUGGAAAUAAGUCUAGAAAGAGGAUUUCGCACCGCAUUACGCGACUUUAUCGUAAUGCAACUCCAACUAGCCUCUGUGUUUUUCACUUUCCAGCUUGGAACGAAAGCACAUUACUUUGGAAGAACAAUUCUACAUGGAGGUUCAAAAUAUCGCGCCACGGGUCGUGGUUUUAUUGUCUUCCAUGCAAAAUUUGCAGAUAAUUACAGGCUGUAUUCGCGUAGUCACUUUGUGAAAGGGCUAGAAUUGGCUAUUCUGCUUAUUAUCUAUCAGGCGUAUGGGAACUCAUACCGAAGUUCAAAUCUAUACUUAUUCAUUACGUUCUCGAUAUGGUUCCUGGUUGCUUCAUGGUUGUUCGCUCCUUUUGUGUUCAAUCCUUUGGGAAUUGACUGGCAGAAAACGGUGGAGGAUUGGACGGAUUGGAAAAGGUGGGUAGGAAAUCGUGGUGGGAUUGGAAUUGCACAAAAUAAAAGUUGGGAAUCAUGGUGGGAUGCAGAACAGCAGCAUCUUAAGUACACAAACAAAAGAGGCAGAAUUCUUGAAAUUAUACUUGCGUGUCGGUUCUUCAUUUAUCAGUAUGGACUUGUGUAUCGUCUUAAUAUUGCAGGUGGCAGCAAAAGUAUACUGGUUUAUGCGCUUUCAUGGUUGGUCUUGAUAUCUGCUCUUCUAGAAUUGAAGUUGGUCUCAAUGGCCAAACAGUUUGGCACAUAUUUACAGCUCAUGUUCAGGAUCUUAAAGGCAUUUCUCUUCCUUGUCUUCCUUUCGAACAUGACGGUCUUAUUUGUUGUAUGUGGCCUGACCAUCAGUGACAUAUUUGUUGCCUUCCUUGCCUUUGUGCCAACUGGUUGGGCAUUCAUCUUGAUUGCUCAAGCGUGCAAGCCUUAUGUAAAAGUCAUAGGAUUUUGGGACUCGGUAAUGGAGUUAGGACGUGCAUAUGAGUGCUUGAUGGGAUUGUCAAGCAUUGAGAAGAGGUCUUCAGAUUUCAAUGAUUCUUGCUGGGAAGAAGGACAAGGACAAGACUCAGCCAACUUGAUAGGUACAUCAGGGGACCGCGGCAAGGCGAAGGCAUGA
Molecule: messenger RNA, 1494 nt
Organism: Lactuca virosa
Lineage: Eukaryota; Viridiplantae; Streptophyta; Magnoliopsida; Asterales; Asteraceae
Source: the annotation of a GenBank genome assembly